CUCUAGGAAGCUGCUGCGGGUUACCCAGCGAGAAGCAGCUGCUGAGCCUUAGCCAGACCGCAGCUUCUGGGGCUGGGUCGCCGGCGAGAUGCCUCUGUUCACCGCCAACCCAUUCGAGCAAGACGUGGAAAAAGCCACCAGUGAGUACAACAGCACCGAAGAUUGGAGUCUCAUUAUGGACAUAUGUGACAAAGUGGGAAGCACGCCUAAUGGAGCAAAAGAUUGCCUAAAAGCCAUAAUGAAAAGGGUAAAUCAUAAGGUCCCUCAUGUUGCUCUGCAGGCGUUAACUCUUCUUGGGGCUUGUGUGGCAAACUGUGGAAAAAUAUUUCAUUUGGAAGUAUGCUCCCGUGAUUUUGCAACAGAAGUACGUGCUGUGAUAAAAAAUAAGGCUCAUCCUAAAGUGUGUGAAAAACUGAAAUAUUUAAUGGUGGAAUGGUCAGAAGAGUUUCAGAAGGACCCUCAGUUUAGUCUAAUAUCUGCAACUAUUAAAUCUAUGAAAGAAGAAGGAAUUACUUUUCCUCCAGCAGGUUCUCAGACUGUCUCAGCUGCUGCCAAGAAUGGUACGUCAUCGAACAAAAACAAAGAAGAUGAAGACAUAGCUAAAGCUAUUGAAUUAUCGUUACAAGAGCAGAAACAGCAAUACACAGAGACAAAAUCUUUAUAUCCAAGUGCAGAAAUCCAGUUAAAUAAUAAAGUUGCACGGAAAGUGAGAGCUUUGUAUGAUUUUGAAGCUGUUGAGGACAAUGAACUCACCUUUAAACAUGGUGAAAUCAUUAUUGUUUUGGAUGACAGGUAUGUUUUAAGUCUUUACUUGUGA
Castor canadensis (American beaver) is the source of this 817-nucleotide messenger RNA. The record is from RefSeq and is a predicted model, not a curated record. NCBI's taxonomy places the organism in Eukaryota, Metazoa, Chordata, Mammalia, Rodentia, Castoridae.